GGCGUCAUAGGUGAUAGGUCAUAACACCGGUCCCAUCCUUCCUCUGCAAAUAAGUUGGGGAUGGCUGCGAAAAUUCUUUUAGCAGAAUCUGUUAAUUUUCUGCAAGUUUGUCGAUUUUCAUUUUUUAGUGCAAACCAUAUACCUGUAUGUACAAAGUGCAAAAAUGUAGUGACAUCAUCAUCAUCGUCAUCAAAGGGACUCCCCCCGAUUAGGCUUUGCUCCACAGCGAAAUCAUCAGCAUCCACCAGUGAUACCAAAGUAGUCUCAGGUGAACAAGAUGCUGCAUCUAAACUACCACCUGUCCAUGAUGUACGUGAGAAAUUCAUCCCCAUGUCAAGAAGGAACCUAGUCCGACAGCUUAUCCAAGAGGAAGAUUUUUUGAACGAUGACGAGAGGAAAAGAUUUGAAGCAUUUGCAGUUUCUCUUGAUAAUGCAAUUGUCAACCAAUACCAUAGCACAUUAUCAGAGUUGAAGUCGUUAUUUGAUCCUCUGAAUCCAGAUAAAGAUACCAUAUCAAGUCAACAAUUGUCCAAACAGGAGAAAAUGGACAGUGAGUUUUGGCUUCUACAAAAGCUUUCCUCUGUUAUGGAGAAGGCCAACUUCCAUGAACUUCCGAAGCAUCAGGUUGAUGAAGCUCUUGCAAUCCACGCUGCUGGAGAGGGUGUGAUGGUUAGUGUGGACACUAAGAACUAUGAUGUACUUAAAUUCUGGGCACUUGGUAAAGGGGCACCUACCAUAAGGACACCAUGGUAUACUAGGCUAGCAUCAGGCGCAUUCUACAAAGUCACCAAAAAAACACCACCAAAUCCAAUUAAGUACUAUAAGCGUGUUGUAGUUGCGGUGAGGACAAAGAAUUCGCAAACGCUCAUGCUGAAAAUGUUCAAAGAGGUUCCUGUCACAGCGCUUGAGCAACUGCUGCCCGAUGGUAAGAUUCAAAUGACGAAGCUUGAUCAAGGUAUACUUGCCACGAUGAUUGGCAUCGGCACGCUGAGCAUCCUGGUGAAAAGCGUUAGCUAUCUAGCUGAUUUGAAGCUACAAUGGACAUUAAUAGCUGCCUCAGUGACUGGACUUGUGGCGUUGAAUGCUUUUAACAGUUAUAAGAAUCGGCGGACGCGGUACAUGGUUCAACUGUCGCGGAUGUUGUAUUAUAAGAAUAUAGCUAACAACCGUGGACUCUUGACGUUGCUCGUUGACCGUGCCGAAGAUGAAGCGCUAAAAGAAGUACUUCUAGUGUACGCAUUUCUUUUAACUAGUAGAAAUUCUUCAACUGUUCUUUCAGAUGACAGCCUUUCAACAAGCAGUGCUUUAUCAGUAAUUGGUGGAUUGUCAGUGUCAGAACUGGAGCAUACCAUUGAAGCUUGGAUUAAAAAUAAAACUGGAGGCAACAUACGCUUUGAUAGCAACAGCGCCACCACGCUUCUUCAGAACUUUGGUAUAAUGGUCGAUGAUGACGACUGUCUUGGAGUUGUGCCCAUAGAUGCAGCUCUUUUGAGUCUGCCUAGGCAGCCCGUCUCAAUUCUUGAGCGGUCAAAGGAAUCGGAUUUAGAGGAAGGUUAUGAUAAAGUAUUCUUUGAGCAAGAUUCAAGUUACAAAUUUCAAGACAGAAAGCAGAAAAGGCAUGGGUGGAAAUGAUUGCAUAAACAAAUGGUAACACGUAGCUAAAACAGUACAAAAUAUAUUAACUUUAAAUGAAAAAACAUAGAAAAUUAAUAGAUAUUAAAUAGUUUACCUUCUCCACUCAUACUAGGUAAAGGUAAAGGUCAAACCUGAAGCUCUAGGCUUACAGGUCAGAUUGCCCGUCUCUCUAUCCUUGGCGUUUAGGCCACACUGCGCAAGUCUGUGGGGGUUUGACCACUCCUCCUGCACAGCAGUUAUACCUUCCCAACAUAUGCUGGUACCUAUUUAUACUCCUGGGUAAAGAGAGACAAACGUAGAUAAAGUUUCGGCCUAAGGACACAAGCGACUUGCACAGCGAGGGUUUCCAACCCCCCACUUCAAUGUUGAGAGUCCGAGCCACAACUGUUGCGCCAACCGCUUUUACUCAUCCUGGACACAAAUUUAAUCUAUGAAAAAAAUUGUAUUUCGACUAUCAGUCAAUAAAUGAUUAAUUAACGUCUAGUAUUUUAGUGUUAGUGGAUUUUUAUCUGGCAGGCUUGUUAUGUUUAAUAACCAGUACGCAACAUGAACUGACACCACCUGUCCACGAUGUUGCCAAUUUCAAGAGAUUGUUUAUUGUUAACCAUAGAGGGCAGCAUACUAUAAUUUAUACUGUGUCAAUAGACAACAACUCACCUCUUCUGAUUAAUACGUGUUCAAUUUUAUGUGGAGCCUUUUAUACACCUUGUUUGUCGAGCCUGUGUCCCAAGUACACAACAGUCUCUCUCAUAAACUCACACUUAGCUUUGUUAAACUUAAUAUCGUAUUGUUUUAGAUGAUUAAGAACUUUAUCUAAGUUAUCCAAGUGUUCUUGGUCAUUUCUACCCGUUAUUAAUAUAUCAGCUAGAUUCAGUACACUUGAACACCUUGGCCAGAUGGCUGGCACACUGGUUAUCCUAGAGGGUAGUCUAUUUUGAUGAAAUAGUCCAUUUUCUGUAAUUAUGGCGAGUACUGGCAACUGGCAGGAAUUGAACCCAGGACCCUGGGAUUGGAAGGCAAGCAUCUUAACCACCAAGCUAUUCAACUCCACUCCACUCAACUCCAUUCUUGUGAGACAAAACACACUGGUUUAUCUUCUUGUAGUAAUGUUGCACUUUCCCUAUAUUGGCUGCUGUCACACUAAAUUGCAACCUCCCUUUGCAAUUCGUAAUACACUAGCAGUGGUGCGGUAACUAUUAAUGAUUUAAGCUUAUUAAAUGCCGCACUAUGAUGUGGAAGCCAUUCAAAAUGGAUAUUCUUAUCAGUUAGCCUACAUAAUGGUUCAGCUACUUCUGAAAGCUUAGGCAGAAACCUAGAUAAGUAUGUAAUGUAACCCACGAAAACUUUUCUUGUCUUCAGGUGUGAGUGAUCAUUAAGUGCUUCAUCAUAUAUUUCACUGUUACCAUAGAUUACAAAAUCAUCAGCGACAACUUCAACGCCCUUUCAAAUUCUCAAUUACAUCAUGAGCAUGACAUUGCAUUUCAUCAGUCCAACAACUUAUCCCGUAUGGGAGACGAGUGUACCUGAAACGAUCAAACUCAGUACCAAAUGUAGUCAAGAUACUACUUUCUUCAAGUUCAAUUUGGGAAGGGAGGGUGUGGUGGACCGUGCAUUUCUUUACACUAGUAUGGGCUUCUUUUCAAGAUAGUACUUAACAUUCAGACUUAUGUUAUCUUUGAAUGAUUAUGAUAGCAUGUGGGUCAUCAAUAUUAUUUUAUUGCACUAGCGUGCUUAAAAUUUUAAAAAAUAUUAGAAUUUUGAAUUCCGUAGUUGGAAAAAUGUUGUGCAUUUCCAAAUAUUUACAGCAUUCAUUUUGGAAAGAAGCUCCCCUUGCAAAAGUAGUCUCAAAAAGAAGCCCACCCAAGGGUGCUAAAAAAAUGCACAGGGCUUCUAUUCGAGGUUUUACAGUAUACCUGUAGUUCGGAUGACUGAAAAUAUUAAACCACACUGAUCUAUUGUUCUGAUUUACCUUUACAAUUGAGGUACAGUAUAUAUAUUUUAUUCCUAGAUGUUAUUUUAAUUUAAUAAAAAAAUUGCCUUUUUAACCAGUUGAUGGUAUGUAUGACAGAAUGGAAACAUUGGUGCAAUGGUUAGCUCGGACUCCCAGUUUUGAGGUUGGGGGUUCAAAGCCGUUGCUGUGCAAGGUGCUUGUCUUAAAGCAAGAUGCAUUACCUACGUUUGUCCACAGAGCUUAAGAAUUUGACCUUUACUAUGCAGUCAGUGGUGGCACCAGGAUUUGCCUGUCGGCAGUCCGAGGUCCCCAAUGUGAGGCGGUGGCGGCCGAUGUGCCUAAUGAAAAGAGUAAGCCUGGUCGGGCGUCACUCAAAAUCUUUUGAAAGUGUUCCAGGGGUAGAAACCCCCAAAAAAUAAUACAGUUUAGGGGUUUCUAAUGCUUAUUUAUUCAAUUUGGGGUCUACUAAUAUGUAGAAAAUACAUAUACAUUUUUUUCUCCCUGACAAAUUGUUGUUUUUCUCCCCGAUGGAGGGGGAGCCCUGCCUCUGGCCCCUGCUGGCUCCACCCCUGUAUGCAGUAUGACAAAAGGUUGUUCCCCUUUUGCCAAGCCAGGUUUGGAAAGGGGCUGCCAUAUAGGCAUGUUCCCAGAGUGGCACAUAAUAAAAUAUAACAAACAUUUCAAAUUAAUUUUCAAAUUGUUAUUGGAUAAGAACCAGCCUCAGCUUUGUGCAGUUGUGGGAGGUACAAGCAUCAUUAUAUAAAUUACAAAAGAAUAGUGUAUCGGCUAGAUACUCAUCCCUGGUGCAUAUGGAGCUCCAUGAAAGACAAGGCUCUUCUCUAUGGCUGUGAACGUAUGGCUGUGAACAUGCUAAUUUAAAGAUUUUUUUUAAUGUUAGUUACUGAACAAAAAUAUUUCUAUCUGUGCAACAUAAUCUAAUUGCAUAAAAUGAUGUUUUAUGGUUUUAAAUACAUGCAAAAGAGAUAAGCCUGUGUCAAUUUAUAGUUGCAUUUGUUUUUUGCUUAAUUAUUAAAUUACUGAGAAGAUAAAGCAUUACUUGCAAAUAUA
Anneissia japonica is the source of this 4654-nucleotide messenger RNA. Its product is annotated as transmembrane protein 143-like. Lineage: Eukaryota; Metazoa; Echinodermata; Crinoidea; Comatulida; Comatulidae. Bases 61 to 1632 code for a protein of 523 amino acids. The record is from RefSeq and is a predicted model, not a curated record. The transcript is spliced from 5 exons.